AUGCAUGUUGAAAUAUACAGCAUAGACUAUGCAAACGAGCGGGGAAAGGAAAUCCAAGAGAUUGAAAGAAGCAUAGCGGAGACAAAAAAGAACAAAAUGCUAUUUCAGGCGCUUCCGUUCCACAAGCGAAGGAGGACCGCGUCCUUUGACGAGAGAAGGCUUCCCCGGGAAUGCCGGAGAGGGGAGAGAAAUAAGCGGCGGCGGAUUAAGCAGACGGUGAAGGACCAGGAGACUCUGCUGAAGGCGCACACGUGGUACGCAAAGAGGUUUUUCAUGUACAAGCGAUCAGACAUGGCCGUUCCUUUCAAGCGGCACUCAAAGAGCGAAGGCUUCAUUGCAAAGGCGCUGAAGACCAGAGGCGUGCUUUGCGACGCUUCCUACAACAAAGUGUUUGUCUCCGAGAAAGCGCGCCCGUGCGGGGCUGUGUUUGACGGAGAGUAUGCCCGGACUUUUUCCUGGAGCGCGCCAGCAGAAGACAAACCAGAGAAAGACGGCGAAAAAAGCGUCAUUAUUGCCGAGAGGCCAGCGCGCCUGGGGGACACGCCAGAGCUUAAGGAGGUGAAAGGGCUUUCUGUGUUUGAGGUGUUUGGGGCACAAAGCAUGUUUUGCAAGGAUGCGUUUAUUAACUGCACGUCUGUGGAGGCGCUCCUGGACGCAGAAAAGCUUGCGUACGUGUGCAUGCGAGACAGAGACAAGUCUUACGUGCUUGUGCCCAGAAGGCACUGCAUGGAGCUGCUGCAGAAGGCUGUCGUCGCGGGCAUUGUCCCGUGCAGCAUACAGGAGCUUCAAAGAAUUGCAACAGAAACCGAAAAGGUUGUGUAUCCGUACGACAUUCCGCAGAAUGCGGAAGGAAAGGCCUUUUUAGAGCACAUGGCGCAGACGCAUAAGGAAGAGCAGGAGAAAAAGCCAAAAGGAAAGCGGGAGGUUGUUUUUGGGCCUCUCUAUGAAAAGCCUCUGGCAGAGCAGAAAAUGCUUUUGUUUGUGGCGGAGAAAGGAAGCUUUCCGCGCCGCUCGCCUGUUGCUGUAAGCACCCGCACAGAGGACUUUGUUAUGGACGGGAGCGAGAACGUGGUGGGCGAGGUAGGGCGGUCGUCUUUCUGCUUUGCCAAAGGCAAAACCACGGGCGUAAUGUACGUGGACGAGGAUGUGCACGCAGAAAAGCAUCUGUUUGUCCGCAACUUAAAGAACAAAACGUUUCGAAGGGUUGAGUGCACGCCCGUCACACACGACAUGAUUCUAUAG
Molecule: messenger RNA, 1242 nt
Organism: Nematocida major
Lineage: Eukaryota; Fungi; Microsporidia
Exons: 1
Coding region: 1-1242 (413 amino acids)
Biological process (GO): tRNA 5'-leader removal
Cellular component (GO): ribonuclease MRP complex; nucleolar ribonuclease P complex
Source: RefSeq, a predicted model, not a curated record